Oryzias latipes (Japanese medaka) is the source of this 2730-nucleotide messenger RNA. RefSeq names its product ras homolog gene family, member Ab (gene rhoab). Gene Ontology annotation, biological process: small GTPase-mediated signal transduction. Gene Ontology annotation, molecular function: GTP binding; GTPase activity. The record is from RefSeq and is a predicted model, not a curated record. NCBI's taxonomy places the organism in Eukaryota, Metazoa, Chordata, Actinopteri, Beloniformes, Adrianichthyidae.
UCCCGACAGCUAAUUUGUUGUAUCAGAUUGAAACGGGAGGAAGCGAGUCGAUAAAGCCGGGAAGCAACUUAGCUUUUUCAACCUCUGACCAUUUUUUUUUUACUGCAAGGUCACAUACAUAGAAGGGAUGGCAGCCAUCCGUAAGAAACUGGUGAUAGUCGGGGAUGGAGCUUGUGGGAAGACGUGUCUUCUCAUUGUUUUCAGUAAGGAUCAGUUCCCUGAGGUCUACGUUCCCACUGUGUUUGAGAACUACGUCGCUGACAUAGAGGUCGACGGCAAACAGGUGGAGUUGGCUCUUUGGGACACAGCCGGUCAGGAGGACUACGACAGACUGAGGCCUCUCUCCUAUCCAGACACUGAUGUCAUCCUCAUGUGUUUCUCUAUAGACAGUCCCGACAGCUUGGAAAACAUCCCAGAGAAGUGGACUCCAGAGGUCAAACACUUUUGUCCAAAUGUCCCCAUCAUCCUGGUAGGAAACAAGAAAGAUCUCCGUAACGAUGACCACACACGCCGAGAACUGGCCAAAAUGAAGCAGGAGCCGGUGAAGUCGGAGGAAGGCCGGGACAUGGCCGGACGCAUCGCAGCUUUCGGUUACAUGGAGUGCUCUGCCAAGACCAAGGAGGGCGUACGAGAGGUGUUUGAGAUGGCCACCAGAGCGGCGCUCCAGGCCCGCCGCGGAAAGAAGAGCAAUAAAUGUGUGCUGCUGUAAAAACAGCGGGGCAUAUAUGGACUAUUUUAACCCUGGCUGGUGUGCCUGGGGCGAGGGCUCGGGAGGGGGGUGGGGACGGAAAAAAAAAAACCAGUGAGGCAAAGGUCUACCACUGUAAACGGGCUGUCUGAUGGACUCAUUCGCUCUGGGACUUGGGUUGGGGAAUCUGUAAAAAAGAGAGGAACGGGUGGGAGAACGGUAAAUGACUAUUGCUGUCCUUCUCUUCACCUGUGGGUGUGCCAUCAGGUUGGGAAAAUUUACACCAGCUACCUGCGAAGAGUUGGUGCUUUUAGUAUUUUCAAGCCACAUACACUUGUUAGGAUAAGAAGUUGCUUCCAGUUCUUGUUUAAAACCCGACUGCUAAGUUGGUCAAAAGUAAGAGGGUUUAGUUUCCUGCCUGGGUGAGUUGACAGAUUCAUGGGGCAAAAGGACUGUGCAUUAAAUGAGUACAGCUGGAAACCGGUUCAUUAUCGCCCCCAUCGUUCAUUCAUGGAUUUAAGGCUUCUUUGAUGAUGUCAAACUAGGUAUCUGAUAUUUAUGCUCGCUGCUGGUUGCAUUCUAAAAAGCGCGUGGAGCAGCACUCCUAGCAGCAGAUUGUGUUCAUAAAUAAGAGCUUUUGAAAGUUAAACCAGUCGCGUGCCAUUGGGUGUUUUCUUUUCUUUUUUAAACAGAGGUGAUAUGUUCGCAUGCACAGCUCGGUGCCACCUCGUCUUUUCCUGCUGUUAAUUCUGCUCGACUGACCCAAAUCUGCAGGAUGCUCGGUUUGGUCUUAGAUUCUUCUGUGUUGGUCGGAGUGCUACUUGUAAGAAUCUGAGAAGAAGACUGCAGCGUUGCUCUGGAAAGAAUGUUCCCCUUGGACCAGGUCUGCACAGCUUAAAUGCGCUGGCCUCAAUUGCACCUUUCUGUCCUGAAGAGUGACGAGUCGGCCUUCGCAGUUUUUCUGUUGAUUUGGGCUGAAACUAAGAAAAAUGCGAUUGAAUCCAAGUUGUGCUGGAUGACGUUGGUAAUGUGCACUGCACAGAGCAGCCUCAUCAUCCUCAUCUUCCUCUGGGUGUAGACCAGGGCAAAGAACAAGGACAGGAAUGUGUUGUUCACUCGCACACAAGUUCUCAAGGCGUGUAAAAACCGAACAAACAUAAGUGGCGCGUAGAUUCUUUUUUAAGCCGAGAUGUCAUUUAUACCAUUUUAAUUUAAUUGAACUGUUGGUAACGGCUUCUACAAUUGAGACAAAAGUGAACUCCUCGUCCUCAAAGUGCAUGGACCUCAGAAAUGUCAGGUUGGAUCAUCAAAAUUAUUUAAAAGCUAUAUUGUAGUCAAAAAAUCAGUUUUUUCUUUUAUUUCGGAAAUCCAUCACCAGCUAUUAGUGACAUUUUUUUUGUUUUUCUUCAACACAGAGAUUCAUGCUCUUAAAGUCGUAGCCUUCUGUUCUUCUACCUGGUCUACAGGAUGAAGCCUGAUCCCAAAACCAGUCUUGUCUUGUACUUUUGGUUUCAAGCUUUUAAAAAUGUCAAACAUGUCUGACAGUAUUUUUAAACAGCAUAGAGGAGGGAGGAGUAGUACCGUACUCAUUUAUUCAGGCUUAGUUUUGGCGCUUUAUCUGCGUUUCUCUGCAGUAGAUCUGAAAGGCCUGUCCUUUACUCUGGCCAUCUUUGUGUUGAGCACUCAGGAGAACGGCUGGCCUCCCGGCUGCCCGUUUGAAAGCAUUGCUAGGACCACCAGUGCUGGCUUCAUCUUCUUCUUUUUUUUGUAAACAAUCCUGGGUGAAAAGACUAAAUGUAAAAGCAACUCAAGUUUAUUCUACAUGUCGUUUUUAUUUUUAGAUCUUUCUUGUCAUUUUAAAUCCUGUUGUUUGGAAUGCUGAAGCAGUGACAUAAACAAAGCAACAGGAAAACCACGCUGUAUGCAAAAGUCUGUAAAUAUGAAAUGUGAGUUUGUUCAUACUGGAAUAUUCACAUGCACAUGACUGGAAACUGCAUUUGUAAACUAGCUUUGGUUUGUGUAAUAAAUUACUUUCUAUAACC